GGGGGCCGCAAACGACGAGCAGCAGCGUCGCAGUGGCGGCGGCGGCGGCCAGCAUGGUUCUUCUCGGUGACGGUGGGCCGCUCGGACAGCACUGACUGUCGCCCCUCUCGAUGGAGCUACUCGCUGCAGCAGACUGCGGCGUCGCUGCGAGGCCCCCACCAGCGAACGAGAGCCGCAUCGUGGGCGGAACACCGACCGACAUCGACCAGUGGCCCUGGCAGGUGUCGCUGCACCACCGUCGCCCUUCAUCGGGUGCCCCUGGACGUCGGCUCUGCGCAGCGAGCCUCGUGUCUGCGUCGUGGCUGCUCACAGCUGCGCACUGCCUGCUAGACCCCGCCGCGGCCGAAGGAACAGGACGCUUGUUGCCGGCAGGCCUGUGGCUGGCCUGUCGGGCGGGCCAGUGCGUGCGGCUGCGCAAGCUAGCGGUGCACGCGGGAUUCCGCCGCCACAACUACACCCACGACGUUGCGCUGGCCGAGUUGGUGCAGCCACUGCCUGCUCCCGCUCGGCCCAUCUGCCUGCCGACGUCGUCCUCUGGAGGGUCCGCAGCCGUCGGAAGGCGCUGCGUCAUCACCGGCUGGGGCGCUCGGCGACCGCUGGUCAGUCGCGCCACUAAGCUACAGCAGGCGUCGCUGCCGGUGCUGCCGUGGGACCUGUGCCGGCGAGCGUAUCCGUGGGCCGCAGCCCUGCGUCGCUGGCUGCUAUGCGCGGGACUCUGGAAAGGCGGCCGAGGGCCCUGCCACGGCGACUCGGGAGGGCCGCUGCAGUGUCAACGCAGCGAUGGCCGCUGGCAGCUGUCCGGCCUUGUAUCCUGGGGCGCUGGCUGUGGCCGUCCCGGAAGACCGGCCGUGUUCGUACGCGUUGUCGCGUACCGGCGUUGGAUACGAGACGCGAUCAAGCGCCUGCAGCACCGGAACCAAGCUACGCCACGCGACAAAGAUCGUCGGCAGCAAGUUGCAGCACGGGACAACGUGACCGCGAGCAACCUACAUUUUUCGGCGUUAUCGUUUCACGCGUUCAUGCUCUAACGACUGACACGUGUUGGUGACUUUCCGCGUACUCAGUGCGAUUCGCGCCCCGUGCCGAAAGCGCGCGCUUACAGCUCCGUCGAAUGUUUUUGUUUCAAUCCAGUUGCUCAAUAAAGAGCUCGUCUAAGAGAAUA
Messenger RNA from Rhipicephalus sanguineus (brown dog tick), 1162 nucleotides. Its product is annotated as transmembrane protease serine 9. The record is from RefSeq and is a predicted model, not a curated record. The transcript has 5 exons. NCBI's taxonomy places the organism in Eukaryota, Metazoa, Arthropoda, Arachnida, Ixodida, Ixodidae. Gene Ontology annotation, biological process: proteolysis. Gene Ontology annotation, molecular function: serine-type endopeptidase activity. Bases 111 to 1028 code for a protein of 305 amino acids.